Messenger RNA from Spinacia oleracea (spinach), 535 nucleotides. RefSeq lists its product as uncharacterized. NCBI's taxonomy places the organism in Eukaryota, Viridiplantae, Streptophyta, Magnoliopsida, Caryophyllales, Amaranthaceae. Bases 87 to 425 code for a protein of 112 amino acids. The record is from RefSeq and is a predicted model, not a curated record. The transcript has 2 exons.
AAACCAACACUUUCUUCUUUAUUCUUUAACCCAUCUCAACCUAAAAGCUUUCUUCUUUAUCACCUGAAAAUAAUCUAAGCUAAUUAAUGGCUAGUAAUCAGUCCAAACCAGACGAUUCCCUUGAAAAUCUAAGAAUUGUUGUUGAAAAGAACCCUUCAGAAUCAAGGUUAUCUGAGCUAGGCAUUAAAUCUUGCCCCAAAUGGGCGUGUUCACCAGGGAAGUACCAGCUGAGAUUUGAUGCAGAAGAGACAUGUUAUUUGGUGAAAGGAAAAGUUAGGGUUUAUAAAAAAGGAUCAACAACAACAGAAGAGACAGAGUUUGUUGAAUUUGGAGCAGGAGAUCUUGUUACUAUCCCUAAAGGACUUAGUUGUACUUGGGAUGUUCUUCUUUCUGUUGAUAAAUUUUACACUUUUGAUUCUUCUUAAUUAUUAAUUACUAUUUUGUUCUUAAUUAGGAGUAGGUAUGACUAUGUUGACAUCUUGUGUGUCCUUUAGACCUUUUGUUAUUAUUAAGCAAUAAAAACGUGCAAAAAUCA